This is a messenger RNA of Hylaeus volcanicus, 1499 nucleotides long. Its product is annotated as DNA polymerase delta subunit 3-like. The record is from RefSeq and is a predicted model, not a curated record. Gene Ontology annotation, cellular component: delta DNA polymerase complex; nucleus. Bases 114 to 1406 code for a protein of 430 amino acids. Lineage: Eukaryota; Metazoa; Arthropoda; Insecta; Hymenoptera; Colletidae. The transcript is spliced from 2 exons. Gene Ontology annotation, biological process: DNA replication; nucleotide-excision repair, DNA gap filling; DNA strand elongation involved in DNA replication. Gene Ontology annotation, molecular function: DNA-directed DNA polymerase activity.
UAACAAAAGAGUAUUUGUUUGAUGUCGAGGACUGAAGAGGGUGGAUAACCUCAAUGAACAUCAAUUCUGCGAUUCUCUGAAGAUACUUGUAUCUAUUAAAAGUUCUAACAAAUAUGAUUAUGGAUUCGCUAGACGAAUAUUUGGAAACUGUGGCUGGUUAUAUAUUCGAUAACGAUAAACUGGUUACAUAUAAAUGGUUGAGCAAAGAAUUGGAAGUUCAUGUUAAUAUUGCAAAGCAGAUUUUAUGGGCAUUCUGGCAAAGAUAUAAAGAAGAGAAAAGUUUUGAAUGCUCUUUCUUGUUGAUGGGUGUUUUGCACGACAGUGGUAUGCGUGUUGAAGUUUUAAAGGAGAAAGAUUUAUCGAGAGGAAAAGAAAAGUUUGCCAAAAUUGUAUCUGAACAUGUUUAUAGUCUACAAAAAGUACUUCCUGAGGUACAGAUACUUGGACUUGCAGAAAAUGGAAGUAUCAAACACAGUGCAAUCAAGUGUUUGGAAUAUAACGUGCGUAAUGACAAGGAAAUGCAUAUGCUACGUUGGGGUGCUGUAUCAACAGAAGUACAGCUUAUUACACAAGAAAAAGUAGAGUCGCCACCUAAACCUACCAAUGAAGCAAUACAGAAAAGUCCAGAAAAGAAAUCAGUUGGUACAAAGAAAAGUAUUCAGAAAAAAGGUUUCGAUAAUCUGUUUGGAAAAACUGGCAAUAAGCAAAAAAGUCCCUCAUCCACAUCAUCUAGUACAGAAAAAAUGGAAGAGAAUGCUUCUAGCCAAAUAAAACUAAAAUCAUCUAAGGCAACUAUGCUUGAAUCACCGAAAAAGCUUGCAAAGAAAGGUGGACUUGAUGUCUUUUUACAGCAAGGUAAAAAUUCAGUAAAAGUUACAAAUCCUGUACCUUUGGAAAUAAAGGAAAGUACAAAUUCCACGACAAACGAAAACACUGAGAAGAAAAUUACCCUUGAAAAUAACAAUAAGCAAAAGAAAAAUAAAUUUAAUACGCGUGGAAAGAAACGCAAUCGAAGCAAAGAAGUUACCGCUGGUGUAAAGAAACGGAAGCGCAUUACGAUAGAGAGCGAUUCCAGCGAUACCGAAUUGUCAGAUGAAGAACAAGAAGAGGAAGAAGAACUGCCCUCAGCUGAAAAAACUUCUCCUGUAAAGGCACGUUCUCCUUCUCCACCAAAAAUCAAACUUGAAGGUGGAAAACGCAAGGUCUUAAAGUUGGUAGAUAAAACAUUUGAAGAAGAUGGAUAUUUUGUAACAAAAAAAGUACAUGUUUACGAAAGUUGUUCUGAAGAUGAACCAGAAGUUACAGAAGCAAAGAAGUCCGUUGCACCCGAGUUACAUCCAGAAAAAAAAGGGAAGAAGACUAACACUAAACAAACGAAUUUAAUGAACUAUUUUAGAAAAUCAUAGCAUACUUUAUUAUCAUUUAUAACUCAUAGAAUAUAAUUAUUGCGACAUUUUGUAGUAUUGGUAUAUCAGUGUACAAACUAUGAAUAAAAGUUC